AUGUCUAUGUGUCUAUAUGUGUAUGUGCCAUACAUAUGUAUUCACAUGAAUGCCGGCACGGCCAAGUCCCGCUGGGGCAUGCGGGCGGACGCCUGGGCCUCUGCUCCCUGGGGCCGCGGCGUAUGCAGCGCAGCCCUGGACGUGGGACUCUAUUUUCACACUUUUGUACGGAGCCUUCGAGCCCCAGGUUUUCACUCUAGGCUGUCUGUCUGGAUGGCGGUUUUCAGACCUCCAUUAACAUCCCUACCCAGCAUUCCCAACUUCGGGGGCCUUCUCUCUUGUUAUAAACUUUUUACCAAGUGA
Messenger RNA from Pipistrellus nathusii (Nathusius's pipistrelle), 303 nucleotides. The record is from the annotation of a GenBank genome assembly. NCBI's taxonomy places the organism in Eukaryota, Metazoa, Chordata, Mammalia, Chiroptera, Vespertilionidae.